Molecule: messenger RNA, 411 nt
Organism: Exophiala spinifera
Lineage: Eukaryota; Fungi; Ascomycota; Eurotiomycetes; Chaetothyriales; Herpotrichiellaceae
Exons: 1
Coding region: 1-411 (136 amino acids)
Source: RefSeq, a predicted model, not a curated record
AUGGGAAGACGUCCAGUGAGGCCAGCUAUCGACAAAGAGCUGGUUGGUAUCUGGCAGGCGAUCCUUUCCGACGCGGCAAAUGUGUUAAGGUAUAAAGACGGAGCUUUUGAAGAUCUCAUCCAAAGAGAUACCCCAGCGCGUCAAGCGGUCGAUACGUACCUUGAUUCUGCCCUCCUUACCAGGCGCGAGAGGGCAAUCUUCGAGAGGAUUCGUUCGCUGGUCGGCGACGUGACGGACCGCGAAUCCGAGUACACUCACAAGACACUGAGGAAGGAGUUUGGCAGAAUGGUGUCGGAAGACAUGAGCUUGCGAGUAUCGAAUCGGUUCUCGAAGGAGCGUGAAGAAGCUGUCAACAGACUGCACUGGAGCUUUGUUGACGGGAAGUUGGACGUUGUAGCAAGCCAGCCUUGA